Molecule: messenger RNA, 3480 nt
Organism: Diprion similis
Lineage: Eukaryota; Metazoa; Arthropoda; Insecta; Hymenoptera; Diprionidae
Gene: AGO2
Product: protein argonaute-2-like
Exons: 18
Coding region: 134-3142 (1002 amino acids)
Molecular function (GO): protein binding; RNA binding
Source: RefSeq, a predicted model, not a curated record
UUUCAGAACUGAGUUAAUAAUCGCAGGGCAGUUCAAUUAAUUUACGUGUAACAAAUUUUCCAAUCUUCUCAAUCAUCCAUUGCUCUUCGUCCCAGAAAUUCGGGUCUGUUGAUAUAAUUAUACGCAGUUCAAGAUGACGAAAAAGAGAGGAAAGAAGGGAAAACAGCAAGAGACAGGCCAGGCCUCUCAAUCCCAGCCUGCAGCCGCUAUAUCAGAGCCAAGUCCUCCUCCAAAAGCAGCGCCAGAAAGACCUCCAAGUGCUCUGUCUUCAACUUCUUCAACACCUCCUCCUACAGGAGCAGGCAGAGGCAGGGGCAGAGGGACCACUUCUGAACCACAAAUUCCAGGCAUAGGACGUCGAGCCAGAUCAACAGAUGGUCCGCCUUCUCAGGGACCACCUGGAUGGGGACCUCGACCUCAGGCGCCCGGCAGCCAAUCGCAGCAAGUGCCACAACAGCAGCCACCACCCCAACAUGGACCACAAUCACAGCAACAGGGACCUCGUCAACCUGGACCACAGCAGGUCCCGCAACAACAAGGUCCAAAACAAGCGCAACCACUGCCAUCAUCCCAAAAAGGCUCAUCACAACAACAAGGACCUCGUCAAACUCCUCAGCAACAACCACAGCAGACGGCUUCUACAAUAUCUGUGGAAUCAGUGCAGGAAGACAUGGCAAAAAUGAGCUUGAUUCCCCGUCGUAAAAAUGUAGCGAAAGCAGGAACAAUGGGAAGACCGAUUGUAGUAGAAGCAAAUGUAGUGUCACUGAAGUUUAGCCCAAACUUCAAUCCUCAUGCUGUGCACUAUGAUAUUACCUUUGAUCCUGAUAAACCAAAAUUCAUGCUAAGAAGAACCUACAACGCUAUUCGUGAAAAAUAUUUCCCCAAUCGACACCCUGCUUUUGAUGGCAGGAGAAAUAUAUACAGCAGUGGAGUACUUCCAUUUGGCGAAGGUAUGAAAGCGGAAAUAGAGGUUUACAAUCCAGAGCGUGAACAAAACAAAUCAUACAAGGUGGUCAUCACCAGAGUUGCUGAUAUUGAUCUUUCGUGGUUGCCGCGUGUUGCUCCUGGUAUGCCUCAAAUUGAGCAAACUGCAGUGCAAGCAAUCGAUGUUGUUUUACGCCAUGGGGCUGCUUCCAAAUGUGUACAGGUCGGUCGAUCAUUCUUUCAACCUCCAAAAGGACAAAUCGUAGAUUUGGGAAAUGGUAUGGAGUUAUGGGUAGGCAUGUUUCAAUCGGCUAUUAUCGGUUGGAAACCAUACCUAAACGUCGACGUGGCCCACAAAGGAUUUCCAAAAGCGAUAAAUAUAGUCGAUUAUAUGCGAGAAAUAUGUGGAUCUCGAUUCACCCCAAAGGACGUGGAAUACAGUAAAAUGAACAUUGCAAAACAACUCAAGGGGUUAAAAGUUAUUUACGAAAUUCCUGGACACCCCACAUCAAAGCGAACCCAGCGAAUAAAUGAUCUUAUGCAAAGUGCAGUGAAGAGCAUUUUCACAUUGGACAAUGGAACUAAAACAUCCGUUUACGACUAUUUCCGGAAAGAAAAGAACUAUACAAUCAAAAAUCCCGAACUUCCCUGUGUCUGGGUUGGUGGACGCAAUCGACAGAUCUAUGUACCAGCUGAGUUAUGCACAAUCGUUCCUGGUCAAGUGACAAUAAAAAAAAUGGACGAAAUACAAACGUCCAACAUGAUUAAAGCUGCUGCUACAAGUACUGACAUCCGGAAGAAGAAAAUUAUGGAUGCGUUUGCGUCGAUCAAUUUCAAUAAUGAUCCUUGCGUGAAAGAGUUUGGCCUAUCUGUCGGGGGUGGAUUUGAAAAGGUACCUGCUAGAGUGCUUGAUCCACCGGUACUGAUGUAUGACCGGCAAGUUAAAGUCAGUCGGGGGACAUGGAGAGCAUCAAGAUUUAGUAACGCCGCUGACUUACAACCUAAAACUUGGACAAUUCUUAAUUUAAACGGCAGAUAUACGAGAGAAAAUGAUCUGUACAGGCUUGCAGAUGAUUUGAGAGCAAAUGCAAUAAAAUGUGGUAUGAACCUUGGUGAGGCACUUACACCCUAUGUCACAUUGGAUCCACCAACGCGUGAUGUUCGUGGGAUCAACAACUUCUUCCAGCAAAAUAAAGAUUUAAAAUUAAUCAUUGUGGUUAUACCUGAUCGUGGAUCUGCAUACAGUAAAGUAAAGCAAGCGGCAGAACUCCAUAUCGGGGUAUUAACACAGUGCAUUAAAGCCCGAACUGUUAGUCGACUUAGUGAAGCGACAACAUCUAACAUUCUUUUAAAAAUAAAUUCAAAAUUAAAUGGUGUGAACCACAUGAUAAUGGAUAAUAAUCUCAAACCAAAAUGCCUCAUGAGACCAUGCAUAAUUAUUGGCGCUGAUGUAACUCAUCCUCCACCAGACGCCGUUGAUGUACCAUCGAUAGCUGCGGUAGCAGCUAGUCAUGAUGCAAAGGCACAAUUCAAGUAUAAUAUCAAGUGUCAGCUGCAACCACCUCGGGAAGAGAUUAUUCUAGAUCUGCAAAGAAUGGUUAAAGAACAAUUACUGUUCUUUUAUAAAUCAACUGGUCACCAGCCUCAGCAGAUCAUUUUCUACAGAGACGGAGUAAGUGAAGGUCAGUUUGCCCAAGUCUUGAGCCGAGAGCUACCGGCCAUUCAAAGAGCCUGCGCGCAAUUGAAUGCAAACUACAAACCGCCAAUCACGUUUUUGGUCGUACAAAAGAGGCACCACGUUCGUCUGUUUCCCACAGACGAACGAAAUUCUGAUGAUGCGCGUAAAAAUUUCAACGUGCAAGCUGGGACAGUUGUGGAUACUAUGAUAACGCAUCCUUCACACAUCGACUUCUACCUUGUGUCGCAUGCCAGCAUUCAGGGUGUGGCUAGACCUACAAAGUAUAGAUGUCUCUGGGAUGACAGCAAUAUGUCUGAAGACGAGAUCGAGCAGUUGACGUAUUAUCUGUGUCACAUGUUUUCAAGAUGUACACGGUCCGUCAGUUAUCCGGCACCCACCUAUUACGCUCACUUGGCUGCAUAUCGAGCGAGGGUUCACACCGAAGAGGUUCCUAUAAACAUCCAUAAUCUGAAUGAAGAGCAGCGCAAGAAAUUGACUCUUCAUCAAGGAAUAAUAGAAAAUCCCAUGUUUUUCGUCUAACAAUGGCCCGUACAGUUAUCCGAACUAGGAAAUAAACGGAGAUUUGAUUAAAGCUAUGCACAUUACCACUACUACUCUGACGGUAUCACGUCAACAAUAUUUAGCCUUUGCCACCAUAGAUGGGAUUUUGAAUUAGAAAAAACACUAAACACUAUUGAAAUCCCAUUUCCAACUUAUUAGCAAUAGUUGACUGGUUAUGGUUAUCAUUCUUGAGUUUACUCUUGUUAUACAUAAUCAUAGUGAUUGUUAAGGCCAAUUUUUUCCGCAAUCUCGAUCAUUUUUGCAAUACAAAUUUCCUACUAUUUUAUAUGAUGUGUACUAUGUAUCAUAUAACAAUA